Messenger RNA from Aphanomyces invadans, 3207 nucleotides. RefSeq lists its product as hypothetical. The record is from RefSeq and is a predicted model, not a curated record. The transcript is spliced from 9 exons. The coding region runs from base 12 to 2714 and encodes 900 amino acids. Lineage: Eukaryota; Oomycota; Saprolegniomycetes; Saprolegniales; Verrucalvaceae.
AGUCGACGACCAUGGCAAACUGGGGUGUGCGAUGGAAUCCAUGGGACCAGGGGUACUCGGCGCUGGAGGUGGACCAGAUGACGUUCCUGCAUAAGACGUACUGCGAGGUGUACAAUAAGGAGCCGAAGGAUCUGCCGCACAUCCUCAAGAUGGACGACGCGUUCAAGGUUCCGCUGUACAUGCCCGUCGUCGGCGACUUCGACGAACAUACGUUUGUCCGAAAGAUGCAGGACAUGGUGGGAUUGUUGAAGAAUCCCGCCGAAGGUAUUAUUUCCAGCAUUUGUGCCUACCAGACCGAGCGGCGCGAGCGAAAGAGCUUCAACAUGUACAUGAACGACCCGAGGACUCUUCUACUCGAAGAAAUCAAGGCGUGGGCCUUGAACGUACUCGCAAGCGCUUCGUGCACGACAGAAUACAUUGUGAAUGAAGUUGAGAACCGCAUGCAAUACAUCAAGAAGAUUCAGUACGGGCAGCAGAAACUCUUCACGAGUGGCAGCGGCGAACGCUCGUUGAUGGCGACGCUCAAGGAUGUGCGCGAGAUCCUCGAAUACAGAGUGCUGCCAAUCAUUGAAACUGAGCGCGCACAUGCGUCUGCCAAAGAACAAUUGACCGUACUCGAAGCAAAGGGGCAGGACGCGCUCGUCCACGGAGUUCAAUUUCUCUUCUACGUGUUUCGCAACACGCCAAAUGCCCCAACCGACUGUACAAUUGGGAAUUUGCAAUCGCAACAGCAUGCGGGCAUGAAGGAAGCCAUGAGUACAAAGUCGGGUCAAAUGCUGCAGCUACUCCUUGAGACACCCGGGUUUAAGGAGCUCUUUCCGGCAUCGCCGUACGCCACGAGUCAAAAGGAAAAGGCCAACUCACCACAGCAGUUGCUCUUGACGAACACCCCCGACGAGAAGAAAUUGCUCGCUCAAACGGCGGUGUUUUGCGAUGACCAUCAGAACGCGAUUGUCCCAGCUAUCUUGGGACCGAUGACGAACCCCGCAGAUUUUUUGAAACAAUCCAACUCGGGCGUGGUGACGCUGCCACCCGACACUGCCGGACCGGCAUUUGAUAAAUUUUGCCGACUCCACGCAAUGCUGAAGCUCAUGGCGGAUUUGAUCGUGAGCUGCAGAAAGGCACGGCUGCUUGCUGGCCCAGGGGGCGACUUGCUCGUGUACGGACCUGGUGGGGACGCCGUUCGCCGGCUGCUGCAGUCGUGGCAGGCUGUGCAAAGUGAAAUGCGCCAACUGGUGACGGAUAUGACGACGAUGGGCGUGCAAGAACUUGACAAACUUAAGACAAACCAAGAACGCAACUGGCGCAACUGUUUCAAAGAGGUGCUGAGCAUUCAAGGUUAUAUCAACAACGACAUUGCGGCAUGCGUGGAGCCGAUUCAAUUGAUCUACCGAAACACUGACCCAGCCAAGGUUCAGCGCAUGUUGAAAGAGUUUCGAGAGGCGACGGGCCAAUGGGUCGAAGAAAACAGCACAAUCUGUUCGCAAAUCAGCGGCACCCUAGGUCUACCCGCCCCGGCCAUGCCCCGAUCACUUGAAAAGACAGCAGACGUUGAAAUGAUCGAGGACGAUUCCACGGACGACAAGGAACUGACUAAUUCAAAAUCUGCAACUUCGUCGUCGUCAGCCCUGGUGCUUUCGACUUCUGGAGUUGCUCCUCCGUCGAUCACGUCGUCGUCGUCUAUCUUGUCGCUGCCGCCGAAAUCGUUGAAAGCCAAAAGCUCGUCGGAGAACAAUAAUUUCAUCGACAGCAUUGGGAAAUCGGUCGUGUCCAUUUUCAGUGGAAGCAAUGCCAAUGCGACAAGUAGUGCAGUGUCGGGGCAAGCGAAGGGCGACAUGAAUGCGAUCCCACCAGCUCCGAAAUCGACCCCCGUGGCCCAAAAAGACCUCACUAACGACCCUCCUCUUGGCACCUUGGAUUCUCUCUUGAUGGUGCGCCACGUCGUUCAAGCGAUGGGGAGUUUGAGCUGGAGCACUCGAUCCACGAUUCAAACAUGCAUGAGCCCCGAAAACGACCGCGAAUAUGACGCGUACGUGAUUAUGUGCGCCGUGUACGAAGCGGUGGGGGUUGACACGGCGACGACGCUGUGGGGUCAAGUCACCAUGUACCGCCAUCAACUCCUGCACUCGUUGCAAAUGCACCUGUCGUUUUUGCUUCAUGUCAUGCAAGUACUGCAGCAUCGGAUGGUUGUGUGUUCGACUACGUCGGCCAACGCCUCCGACAACAUUCGCUCGAUAAAGGGCAUGCGUCUAUUGUUUGAAAAAAUCAAGCCCGCGCUUUUGGACUUGCGAUCCCAGCUGCAUGUGUUGGAAGCGACGUGGACUAAGAUGGUCGAUGCAUGCGCGACCAUGAAGCAAGGAAUGGAAGCAGCGGUGGUGCACAUGCCAUCGCUCGACCCAAAGGAAGAAGCUGACGGGAUGGCCAUGUACGCGUUAAAUGGCAUCGGUACCAUUUCCAACAUUGGCAUGAACAAAAACGACACAUCCGCGUCGGCUAUUCAAUCGCAUAUGGCGUACAUGGAGCAGCUUGAAUCGCAGCUCGACAAUCACAAACGUACGUUGGUGACGUUGCAAAACAGUGUCGCGGCCGGGGAAGGUGCGGUCUCGACGGCCCUCGUCAAGCUCCAGGUGCGUGCGUCGUGGGCUCACGAGACGACUUGCAUGUUCAUUGGGGAUGACUACAAUGUUUGCUCCAGGCCCUGGAAGACGACAUGACGUUUCGCAAGGCGAUUGCAGACGGUCGCCUGCUACAAAAACAAGGGGAUCCCAAGGGGGGGCCAUUGCCACCCAACUUGAUGGCCGACAUGGGCUACAUUUUUGGGGUACGGGUUGACGUGGAGUGCGCAUUCAACGAAAUUCCCUGGCUUGACCGUGGUUGGGAUGACGCGUGGUGGAGGUUGAAGUUGUAUUCAUAGGCGGUGUACGAGCAUGGACUGGCCAACGACGCGGUCGUGCGUGCGUGCGUGGACGACUUUUUCCAGAGCGAACUGAAACAUUUGAAGGCAGUCGUGGCCCAAAUCAAUUGAGUAAAUAAAGCAUUCCAACGGCGUCAGGAAUACACGUACGCUUUUUAUGCCCGCGGCUUUGUGUUUCCUGCGCGUGUCGGCGUUCGAAUGCAUUUUCAAGGGAUGGAACGGACUACGGGAAGCGCAAUGGGAUGAGCAAGUGGCCGAAUUUCGAUUUGUCACACAACGACACGUUGGAUAUG